This is a messenger RNA of Ascochyta rabiei, 357 nucleotides long. RefSeq names its product Eukaryotic translation initiation factor eIF-1. Gene Ontology annotation, cellular component: eukaryotic 43S preinitiation complex. Gene Ontology annotation, biological process: translational initiation. Gene Ontology annotation, molecular function: translation initiation factor activity; RNA binding; ribosomal small subunit binding. Lineage: Eukaryota; Fungi; Ascomycota; Dothideomycetes; Pleosporales; Didymellaceae. The record is from RefSeq and is a predicted model, not a curated record. The transcript has 2 exons. Bases 1 to 357 code for a protein of 118 amino acids.
AUGUCCACAGACAUCCAAAACCUCAAGUCCUUCGAUCCGUUCGCGGAAGCCGAAGACGCCGGUGGAGAAAUAAAGGUUGGGAACCAGCAGAACUAUAUUCAUAUUCGAAUCCAGCAGCGCAAUGGUCGCAAGACCCUAACCACGGUCCAAGGCCUGCCUAAGAAGUUUGACCAGAAGAAGAUCCUCAAAGUGAUCAAGAAGCAGUUUGCAUGCAAUGGCACCGUCGUCGCUGACACGGAGAUGGGCGAGGUGAUUCAGUUGCAGGGCGAUCAGCGCAAGGAUGUGCAGGAUUUCUUGACCAACAAGAAGGAUGGCCUGGGUCUUGAUGUCAAGACUAUCAAGGUCCACGGCUUCUAG